CUUUUAUUUUGGAAGGCGGGUUUUCCGCCGGUUGUGUGGAGACGCCUCUCGGUAAUGGAGCUCGCUGUUUGAGCCUCAGUCUGAGUUUAUACUUUAAUUUCUGGUUUCUGAGAUGAAUCCGGCGUUAGAGAAGAUGAACGGAGCGGCGUUCCCGUCUCCCACAGCCGAAAUGGCCGAGAUGAACCGCAUCCACUACGAGCUCCAGUACACGGAGGGCAUCAGCCAGCGCAUGCGCGUGCCCGAGAUGCUGAAGGUCGCGCCGUACACCGGCGAGGAGAAAGACGGCGGCGCCGCCAAUCCGGGCCACGAUCCGGUUCUGCACACGGCCAUGAUGCAGGUCCCCGACAGGAUCAUCGUCACAGGAGAUCAUGAAGACACGCAGUUCUCCAGACCCAGAGAUCUGGAUCUUAUCCAGUCCACGCCGCUGGAGACUCUGUCUCUGAAGACUCCUCCUCGGGUUCUCACCCUCAACGAACGCCCCCUCGACUUCCUGGAGAUGGAGCAGCCCAGCGAAGAGGUACGCACUCAGAGCAGAGCACGCAGAGAACGUUCAGUCAGCGAAAACGCAGCUGUGCGUCACAACGGCCAGGUCCCCAGAAACGACUCCUCUGUUUCUCCUCCUUCCCCCUCCGCUCUGCGCGCUCUGUCGCUUCGGCGUCCUCCUGAUGAGGGGCAGGGUGUUUCCGGUGCGCGCGGCGUUCUCUCCUUCCUCCAGUCCAGCACACGUCGGGCCUACCAGCAGCUCCUGGAGGUCCUGGAUGAGAACCAGCGCAGUAAGCCUUCUCUGAGAGGGGGUUCCACCUCCUCUAACCUCCAGCAUCAUGAUAACAGAUUCGCGCUGGCCACACUGGACACGUCUAUGGAAGGUGGAGAAGACCUGGCCGUGGCAGACGCUACAGCUUUAAGGAGACAGAUCAUUAAGCUGAACCGGCGGCUGCAGCUCUUAGAGGAAGAGAACAAAGAGCGAGCCAAGCGCGAGAUGAUCAUGUACUCCAUCACCGUGGCGUUCUGGCUCAUCAACAGCUGGGUGUGGCUCCGGCGCUGAAUCAGCAGCGACCCUGUUUUGCCUAAGCUCCGCCUCCUCGCUUCAAGUGUCGAACGUCAGCCCUGAUUUAUGCACUCGGGUCCCAAAGCUCGCGAGCCUCUCCUCACUGCCUGCACAGGGAGACUCCAUCAGCUGAAACACACCUGUCCUCUUCCUGUACACCUGUGAUUCGUUUUGUAAACAUUGACAUCAUUGUUCUUAAAGACCAUGCAUGAUCCAGGUGUAUAAUAACAUAAUAUAAUAUAAUAUAUUCUCAUGCUUUUGCUUCACUCUUAGACAAGAUUCAGCGCUGUGUUUGUAUUCAGCCUGUUCUCGGACCGUGAUAUUCCUGUCUGUAUUCCCACAAGCACAACUCCACGGAUAAAGACGACCCGAUUCUGUCUGAAAUGAUGCAUCUGGUAAAUAUGGACCCAAGAAAACGGGACACACUCGUCUAAAUAUCUUGCGACUAGUCGGACUGAUAGUAUUUAAGGAAUGUCGUGAUGAUUUUUGUGAAGCUGUUGCGACGUCUUGAAAUGUUCUGUAACGUCCUGUUCCGUCUUUCCUGUGAUGGAUGUGAUGAUCGUGUUUGGAAUUUUGAGACCAUGUUUGGAAUGGGAUGACCAUAAUUAUGUAUUAUAACUUCUCUUUCUCUCUCUCUUUCUCUCUCUUUCUCUCUCUUUCUCUCUCUCUCUCUCUCUCUCUCUCUCUCUCUCUUGUCCGUAUGCACUAUGAUGUAACUACAGAAUAAAGAGCAAUGGUACCUCCAUA
This is a messenger RNA of Pangasianodon hypophthalmus (striped catfish), 1795 nucleotides long. It is a transcript of the gene mffa, whose product is annotated as mitochondrial fission factor a. Gene Ontology annotation, biological process: positive regulation of mitochondrial fission. Gene Ontology annotation, cellular component: mitochondrial outer membrane; peroxisome. The record is from RefSeq and is a predicted model, not a curated record. Lineage: Eukaryota; Metazoa; Chordata; Actinopteri; Siluriformes; Pangasiidae. The coding region runs from base 113 to 1045 and encodes 310 amino acids. The transcript has 8 exons.